This is a messenger RNA of Chenopodium quinoa (quinoa), 2410 nucleotides long. RefSeq lists its product as uncharacterized. The record is from RefSeq and is a predicted model, not a curated record. The coding region runs from base 523 to 1146 and encodes 207 amino acids. The transcript is spliced from 2 exons. Lineage: Eukaryota; Viridiplantae; Streptophyta; Magnoliopsida; Caryophyllales; Amaranthaceae.
UUUUGCUAGGGACAUACAUAUAGAAAGAAAUAAUGAAAAUUUUCCCUAGAUACAAAGGGAGUAAAACAAACGUAUAUUUUAUGCCACCUUCGUUAUCAAGAAAUCUAAUUAGACAGGAAGAUGUGUUAUAUACCUAUGUAUAUGUUAAAGACAUUGUAUAUUUCAUGAACAUUAUAAUCUUAAUUAAACCAUGCAUCUCUUGUAUUGGAAAGGCGGCUGUAAAAGUGACGUUGACAUUCGUUAUUGGAGAUGAACAGCAUUCGACUUAUUAUUGGUCACGAUGUAUUAAUUUAAGAGGGAAUUCAAGUUUAUCUCCUCGAUAAACUUGAAUCGUUUAUCUGGGGGCCUAUAUGUCAUUUUAAGGUGUCGGGUCAGAGGGCAUUUUUGUAAUUGCACGUUAUAAUUGAUAAGGAUCGUUAUCCCAGACGUUAACAUCCUUUGACUGCAGUCUACACCCCCUGGCUCUGGUUAACUAAUUUAACUCGUCUUCCUCAAUAACAUCCAUUUCCCAAACCCCUGUCUAUGAGGUUAUUUAUUGACAUCAGCGGUAUCCAUAUCAAUUCUAUUGUGUUGGAUAGAUUGGAGGGUGAUUGGGAUGCUGAUGAAGAAGAAGAAUUUAAGACGCUUUUCCUCAUGGUUGCUCUUCAAAUGGUCCUAUGUCCUACUCAGUCACCAAGACUAGCUGCUGAUCUUGUCCCUGCAUUGACGUGUGCUCGUGAAUGUGCGAAAUAUGAUUGGUGUGGUCUUUUAUUGAACAAACUCAUGGACAGUGUGCUGAAUUUUGCUUGUCGUUUUUACGGUACUGGGUUUGCUAGUGGUUGUGGUGGAUGCACCAUGUUCUUAGUGGUACAUACUUUCAAAAACCAUGUAUAUUUAUUAAAGAUGUUGGAUGUGGUGUAUGGUGAGCAACAUCCUCUGGCUGCUAGAGACACAAAUGGACCAACACACCAAACGGAGGUUGGGUUUGCUAUUGAGAAUCCUCAUGACUGCAAAUUAAAGAAAAAGAGGAGGGGUGCUACAAGUAAUAAGUCUCCCCAUGACCGUAAAGCUGAAAAGGCACUCAUAUCACCUAAACUUGGUUCUUCCAACUGCCCUUUACCUGUUAUGGAUUGUCUGUUUGUGAGGUUACUGUUUUUUCUGGUAUGAAUGAGAGAUUUUGGAUACCGAUACAAAUUCACCCGUCAUGUAGAAAUCUGUUUAGAGCACGUUGCACUGCACGAUACAAAUUCACCCGUCAUGUAUAAAUUGUGUUAUUUGACCUGUCCUGGUUUUGUAAAUACUAAAUAUGGACUUCUUCAUUGUUUCAGCUGAUGAAUAUCCGGAAUUUGUUGGGCGAACGAUCAUUGAGUUUUUUCGCGAAGUUGACAGGAUGGAGCAUUACGAUUUUGAAUAAUAACCCUGUACGUGUGUCGGAGAAUCCUUCUGAUGCAAAAACUUCAUUGAAUUUGAAAAAUUAAUGAUCACAACCCCCAUGCUCUGUACUCCGUAUAUUCCAAAGGCAUUUAGUUCUCUGCAUAUAACCCGUGCCAUGUGAACUGAGACACGCGUUUCAGUUAAGAAUAUAGUGUCCGACAUAUUCAUUUCAAUGAGCUUGGAAAUAAUUGGCAGAAAUGAAUCACGUGCCAUGUUCCUGCAGUUCCACACAACGUAUCUUGAAUCCUUUUCAGUGCUUGAAUCAGUACGUACAUAGAAUGACAUUUUGAUAUUCGCGACCACCAUUCUGAUUCAUGUGUAACAACAAACAAAGAAUAGCCACAGUGUGUUUGAAACAAUUUCAAGUCGUGUGAGUAGUUGUUAAUAGUUAUACGGUUUUCCCCUAUAUCAAGGACACAACUUUCAUGACAAGCUGGGAGUAUUGAAGGAGGGUCUAUCAUUGACAUGAUUGAUUUAGGGACGAUGUGAUGCACUUUUAUCCCUCCCAACCCUCCUUCUUUCCUCAACAUAUGUCUCACGAAUAUCUUCAAAGGCAAUGGAAGAAGUGCUAAAUCUGGAAUGUAGGAAGGACAAACCUUGUUUCCUUUUGUGAUAACAACAUCUUUAUUGCAGUGCAGUCCUUCAGAUAUCCAACCUGCGACAGCUCGAGCUUCUACAAUCUUCACAGCAACCUUGUCAUCCCAACUCAAAUACGGACUACGCAAUAACCCCAACAACCCCUUGUGAACUGAAAAAUUACCGACAACCGGGUUUGGUGGUCGGUAGCUUAACUGCAAUUUUCGUGUUAUCGUUAUUGGUAAUGGUCGUACGAUGAAUGUGGGUUUUAAUUUUUUGUCGUAUUGAUCGUUGUUGUUGUAGCUAGUUUUCCUCUUCAAUGGUUUGAUUAGAGAGGACCUUAUAUGUAGAUCGUAUUCAUCCAUAACUGAAUGCUCUUGGGAAUAGGGUUAAAGAUGGUGUGAUAUGUGUUCUUGCUGAA